AUGCAAGGCUAUUCCGAUAGAACAGGCCUGUCUCUGGGCGACAGUAAUGUGGGAAAAACCAGCCUGUGGUUUCAGUACACCGAUAACGUGUUCAAUCCGCGUUUCACCUCAACAGUGGGUGUUGAUUUUCGUCAGAAGCGCAUCGUCCGCGAAAGUCGCGAUGCUGAUGGCCUUCUAGGACCGAAACAACGACUACAUAUGCAACUGUGGGACACCGCUGGCCAGGAACGAUACCGUAGCUUGUGCUCAGUGUUUUUACGCGACGCGAUGGGUUUCUUGCUCGUGUUCGAUUUGACCAAUGAAAAAAGUCUGCACAAUUGUCGUGAAUGGAUGGAUCUGCUGUGUCAGCAUGCUUACUGUGAUCGUCCCGAUGUUGUGCUAGUCGGGAACAAGUUCGAUUUAACUGCCGAACGUCAGGUGCCCCUGUCCAUGGCCACUGCCAUGGCUCGCGAAUUGAACGUACCCUACAUCGAAACUAGUGCGGCGACCGGAUACCAAGUGGCUGCAGCUGUCGACCUUCUAUUGGAUGCGGUCAUGAACAAGAUUGAGGCAUCGUUGAUCAAAUCCCGCAUUCACGGCUCGUCACCGGAUGCAGUGAAUUUAUCCAAACAACAGUCGAAGAAACCCACUUGCGCAUGCUAG
Molecule: messenger RNA, 642 nt
Organism: Echinostoma caproni
Lineage: Eukaryota; Metazoa; Platyhelminthes; Trematoda; Plagiorchiida; Echinostomatidae
Source: the annotation of a GenBank genome assembly